Hydractinia symbiolongicarpus is the source of this 1737-nucleotide messenger RNA. Its product is annotated as bis(5'-nucleosyl)-tetraphosphatase [asymmetrical]-like. The coding region runs from base 135 to 599 and encodes 154 amino acids. The transcript has 3 exons. Gene Ontology annotation, molecular function: bis(5'-nucleosyl)-tetraphosphatase (asymmetrical) activity. Lineage: Eukaryota; Metazoa; Cnidaria; Hydrozoa; Anthoathecata; Hydractiniidae. The record is from RefSeq and is a predicted model, not a curated record. Gene Ontology annotation, biological process: AMP biosynthetic process; ATP biosynthetic process.
UAAUGUUUUUUAUCAUUAAAAGGGACAUAACUUAGAGACUUUUUGCUCGCAACAUCAACAGAAUACAAAGCUUUUACUUGUCAUUGCAGAUUAAUAAUGAAGAUUAUAAAUGUUACAAUGGAAUUGCUUAAAUAAUGGACCAACUUUUCACUUGGCGAAACGAAGAUUCAAAUCCCGAAAAAAUCCUAAAAGUUGAACUAUUGAUCACAAGAGCGAAUUCCGUUCAUUGUGAUCCGUUCUUUACUCAGGAUGAACCGAAUUCUAAUCUAGAUGUUUACUCUAUGACGUCAGUAGACGGACAAUUGACUUAUACGAGAACUGUGAACUUAUCAUUAGGUGUUUAUCACUUUUUAUACAAAAUCACCACCGUGGAGGAGGCGUGGUUGGAAACCAUACACAGUAAAUACAAAACUGUAUUAGGAUCAGGCCGACCAGUGAAUUAUAUCGAAGUUGGUGACGCUUCACCGAAGAGUACGAAUUCUUUUUCGGAUUGUAUAAAUAUUCCUGACGAAUAUUCUCCGUUAUUAUCUUCAAAAAAAGAAUGUAAUCCCGAAGCAACCGUGGUCCAACGUAAAGGAUGGUGUUGUUGUUCCAGAUGAGACAGCAUAAGUGUCGGUUUGAGUUCGUAUAUUCUUUUAUCAGAUAUUAUAAUACCCCUAAAAGGAGAGUUGGAACGUAACAUACUUAAAGGGACACGGGAGCCUAUGGUAUUUAGUGGAUUUCUUAUUUGGGAAUUUUUUAGAUUGCCUUUUUGUCAAUAUUUUAUUUAAUCGACAUCAGUAGAAUAUAAAACCUUUCGCCGUGGUGUAUUUUCAUUUUUACUACAUACUUAAGGGACAAGGGAGCCUAUGGUAUUUAGUGGAUUUCUUAUUUGGAAAUUUUUUCCCUUUUUUAUUGUGUUUAGUUGAAAAUUUUUAUAUAUUGUGAAUUUCUUUUAUUAUGAAAAGUUUAAGCUAAAUUAACAAUGAAAAAGUCUUGUUGUGCGGGGUUGUUUUUAUACAUGGUAGCUAUACAGCAGUGAUUGCUGAUUCAAACUCUUAAUUUGUCACAGGGACUGCUAUGAAGAUAAAAUUCUUAAUUUUAACUUUAACAUGCUACGUUUUGUAUUUAAUAUUUUAACCAUUAUACAUUAUAUCUUGUCUCCAGGUUUAUUAAACAUAUUUUGUGCAAGUGUAAUUCAUCAAUUUACAAAAUAGAAAAAAAUCAAGAUGGCCUUCUCUUACUCUCUGACUUUCGCAGUCGAACAAUGUCUUUCUUCAAGUAGCCUUGUUUUUUUGAUAACAAAACAGUUUUCAGUUCUAAAGAAAUAAAUUUUGAGAAGGUAUACUGAAAUGUCUAAAUUUUCGUCUAAAACUAAAAACAUGCAUAUUUUUUAUUUCAAAACAAGAUUCAAAUUGGAUGAUUUCUAUGAAGAGUUAUUGGUUACUACAAUAAGAGGGUUUAUGAUCUUCAUUUGUAAAAGUUGCAAGUUCAAAGGGAAAUUUUGCCUUACAUUACAUUUUUAAAUAUAGCAGCGUAGAUGUGAAAAACAAAAUUUGCUAGCUUCUACACUAGGAUCCUCAGUGUUGGAUUCUAUUUUUUGUCAAUGAGUUAGAAUUCUAUUCAACGCGUUUUUUUUGUUCUUUUUUAAGUCAGUAAUAUAUGAUGUAUUUAAGUGACGUGUAUUUCUUAUUAUUUAUAAUUUUUUUAACUUAUUUGAAUGUAAUAACUUUAAAAAAAUAUAAAUACCAAAUAUAA